Huiozyma naganishii CBS 8797 is the source of this 1107-nucleotide messenger RNA. RefSeq names its product GTP-binding protein RBG1 (gene RBG1). The transcript has a single exon. NCBI's taxonomy places the organism in Eukaryota, Fungi, Ascomycota, Saccharomycetes, Saccharomycetales, Saccharomycetaceae. Gene Ontology annotation, biological process: cytoplasmic translation. Bases 1 to 1107 code for a protein of 368 amino acids. Gene Ontology annotation, cellular component: cytoplasm. The record is from RefSeq and is a predicted model, not a curated record. Gene Ontology annotation, molecular function: GTP binding; GTPase activity.
AUGUCGACUACUGUGGAGAAAAUUAAGAAUGUGGAGGAGGAGAUGGCGAGGACGCAGAAGAACAAGAACACAGAGUUCCAUCUGGGCCAGCUGAAGGCGAAGCUUGCCAAGUUGAGAAGGGAGCUCCUGGUUGCGGCUAGUUCCGGUGGUGGUGGUGGUGGGACUGGGUUUGACGUUGCGAGAACGGGUGUUGCCAGUGUUGGGUUUGUUGGGUUCCCCUCCGUUGGUAAGUCGACGCUUUUAUCUAAGUUAACCGGUACAGAGUCGGAGGUGGCCGAGUACGAGUUUACUACGCUGGUGACCGUUCCUGGUACUAUCCGGUACAAAGGUGCGAGGAUCCAAAUGCUGGAUUUGCCCGGUAUCAUCGAUGGUGCGAAGGACGGUAGAGGUCGUGGUAAGCAAGUCAUUGCCGUUGCGAGAACUUGUAACCUGCUGUUUAUAGUGCUCGACGUGAACAAACCGCUGUCCCAUAAGCAGAUUAUAGAGAAGGAAUUGGAAGGUGUUGGUAUCAGAUUGAACAAGCAGCCUCCCGAUAUCCUUAUCAAGAAGAAGGAGAAAGGUGGUAUCUCCAUCACUAACACUGUGCCACUGACACAUUUGAGUUCUGAUGGGAUCCGUGCUGUCAUGAGCGAGUACCGUAUCAACAGUGCGGAAAUUGCUUUCAGGUGUGACGCUACCGUCGACGACUUGAUCGAUGUGCUUGAGGGUCCCUCGAGAAGAUACAUGCCUGCCAUCUACGUGCUAAACAAGAUCGAUUCGCUGUCGCUCGAAGAGUUGGAACUGUUGUACAGAAUUCCAAACGCGGUGCCCAUCUCUUCGGGCCAAGAGUGGAAUCUGGACGAGCUGCUGCAAGUUAUGUGGGAUCGUCUGAACCUUGUGCGUGUGUAUACGAAACCGAAGGGCCGUCUCCCUGACUUCACAGACCCGGUAGUGCUACGGUCGGACCGGUGUAACGUGAGAGACUUCUGUAACCAGAUCCACAAAUCGUUGGUCGAUGAUUUCAGAAAUGCAUUGGUGUACGGUACGAGUGUGAAACAUCAGCCCCAGUACGUUGGCUUGGGCCACACAUUGGAGGACGAGGAUGUAGUCACAAUUUUGAAGAAAUAA